AGUAACUUUGUGUUUAAUCAUUUGGAUCCUUGGCUUUUGUCCUCCCUUUGCAGAUAGAGGGACACCACUAUUUGCGUCAGUACCAGGGCACACUGUUGUUUUUAAGUAUUGUAGAUGACAAUCCACUUUUAAGAUUGUGAAGAAGAUAAUGUAUUACACUGGCAUUUACCUGUAAAAGAAUCUGGAUUUUGUCUAUUAUGGAUGCAAAGAUCAUCAUGAAAAUCGCUGUUAAGUUCUCGCUCUGCUGGAAUGGAUUACACAUUGCGCCUUGAACGUACUUUCAACGUUCAGCUUCUGUAAGGUACAUCUUUGGAGAUCAUCAGACUCUGUUUUUUUCUUCUUUCUUUGGACUUUAACUAGUUGUUCAACAUGGCUCUCAUGAAGGUAAAGUUUGACCUGAAGAAACGGGUGAAGCUGGCCCAGAUGCUAUGGCUGAUGUACUGGUUUUCUGUUAUGGCCAGUGUUCUUGUCUUCAGCAUGGGACUUUUCUUUAAAAUCGAACUUCGCAAGAGAAGUGAACUUAUGGACAACAAUGAAAGUCAUUUUGUACCCAACAUUCUAAUCGGUGUGGGUCUUUUAGCUUGUUUUCUCAAUGCCUUUGGGGGCAAAAUCUGCUAUGACUCGCUCGACUCCACCAAGUUUGCGAAAUGGAAGUCCAUUUUGCACCCCUUUCUCAUUUGUUGUGUGUUCUUCAACUUCCUCCUCAUCCUCACGGCGGUUCUGUGCUUUGCCAUGCGCAUUCCUCUUGAGUUUACACUUGCCGAGGGCCUGAAAAAUGGAAUGAAGUUCUACAAGGACACCGACACACCCGGUCGCUGCUACAUGAAGAGAACUCUGGAUCUCAUGCAGAUAGAGUUCCGUUGCUGUGGCAACAACAACUACAAAGAUUGGUUCGAGAUCCAAUGGGUGAGCAACCGUUACCUGGACUUCAGCUCCAAGGAAGUCAAAGAUCGAAUCAGCAGCAAUGUGGAUGGAAAAUACCUAAUGGAUGGCGUUCCCUUCAGCUGUUGCAACCCUAGCUCGCCACGGCCCUGCAUCCAGCAACAAGUAACCAACAACUCGGCUCACUACAGCUAUGACCACUACACCGAAGAACUAAACAUCUGGAAACGUGGCUGCCGAGACGCUCUUGUAUCAUACUAUGGUGGAAUGAUGAACUCUAUUGGGAUACUUGUGUUGGCGGUCACCCUCUUGCAAACUGCUGUAAUGAUUGGACUUCAGUACAUAAACACCUCUCUGUCCACGCUGGUCAACCCAGAAGACCCUGAGAGUGAGAGCGAGGGCUGGAUCCUGGAGAAAACCGUCAAAGAGACCUUCACUGAUAUCAUGGCUAAGAUGAAGGCCAUGGGCAAAGGCAAUCAAGUGGACGAGGGGGCAAAUGAAGAGGCUGCUGCCGCUGCGAGCUGAGCUAACCCCGCCCACUAAACUUUGGCCACACCUACAGAGCUGAGGUAGAGAGCUGUGGGACACAGCCUAAAACUGUAACUAUAUCAUCCACACUACACAAAGUGUAGACUAAGCCAGUUAAUGAAGAACUGGUGAAGAAAAACGAAAAAUCCAAAUACAAUACAAUGUAAAUAUUGUCAGUUAUUUACAUUCCUAUAAAUAAGUUGGUAUACUAGAAACCAAUAUAAUGGUGAAAACACUUACUAGUAUACAAAUGAUUGGCUUGUAAAUAGGGGCUUUAAAUAUAAUAUAACAUAAUCAAAUUGUAAUUUUACCAGCUUCGCUUUCCCCUUUGACUUUGUACUUUGCUACACAAAAAUGUAAACGUUUUUAUAGUAAUUUUUAUAGUCAUAUUUUGUUUUAUUUAUGAGUUGAUAUUCAACCUAAGAAUGGCUAGUCACGGAUUUGGCAUAGUGUGAACGGUAAAAAUAUGUACCGUCAGUACUUUUAUUUAUUAGGAAUAAACAACACAAUUUGUCAUGGGACAGGUAUGGCAAAUGCAAAGAAAACACAUUUUUAGACAGGUGUCUUUUCCACAUACUUGACAGAUGGAUGGGGAGACAAGAAGUUAGUUUUGUUUUAUUUUAAACUAAUGCUUUAUAAUAAUAAAAAAGUACCAGGGUUGUGAUUUGAGAAAGGGGUAUAAAAAUCAGUUUAAAAUAUAUAUAUAUAUAUAUUUUUGUGACCUGUCUGAUGAUGCUUUGUGCACAUGUUCAGCAUCAGAUAACAUACCUGAUUUCAACAGCACUGAAAGGAGAGGCUGAUUUUGCAGGUUUAGGAGACCCCGAUGUGUGCUAUGGUACAGAGGAAUAACCAGGUCCAGGGUUAGGGGAUGCUUGAGAAGUCCCCUGGAGUUGAGGAGACAGCUUAAGACUGGCAGCUAAACCCUGACCUGUGACUUCUGCAUUCCCACUGCCUGGGAGCUCCUGUGCUUUUACAUCCGCACAAUCACUCCACCAAACGUCCCAGGCCAGAGACUCAAACUCUAUGCUCAAACCUGUAAUUUUUUGUAAUUAUUUUAUUUUAAUUCAAAUUAUGUGUCUAUGUAAAUAGUGUAGAAUUAUUACAAAUAAAUAUUUUCCUUUUGUAAAAAUACAAUUUAAUUCUAAGAAAAAGUUGACUACUCUAGGACAGUGUUUGGUGCGUAGUGAUUAUUAUUGUGAAUAAAACUUGUUUAAUUGUAAAGA
Molecule: messenger RNA, 2633 nt
Organism: Pimephales promelas (fathead minnow)
Lineage: Eukaryota; Metazoa; Chordata; Actinopteri; Cypriniformes; Leuciscidae
Gene: prph2a
Product: peripherin 2a (retinal degeneration, slow)
Biological process (GO): visual perception
Cellular component (GO): plasma membrane
Source: RefSeq, a predicted model, not a curated record